Messenger RNA from Phoenix dactylifera (date palm), 2197 nucleotides. Its product is annotated as lysine histidine transporter 1. NCBI's taxonomy places the organism in Eukaryota, Viridiplantae, Streptophyta, Magnoliopsida, Arecales, Arecaceae. The record is from RefSeq and is a predicted model, not a curated record.
UCACGGCGGCCACACGGAAUAAGUGGUCGGCGGCGGCACGGCCGGCGCGAGCAGAGAGUAAAGGAAGAAGGACGGAGGAAGGGGAUAAGGGAACACGAUCUUGGUGGCCGAUGAAACAGGGGAGAGGAAAGAGAUCGCGCGUAUCCACCGCGGUCGUCGCACUCAGUCUAGAUUUUGGGGAUGAAUGCGAGCUCGCCAGCGAUGCGACUCGCCGAGAAAGGAAAGUGGGAGAGGGAUUUGCGGAUCCUUGCCUACCCUACCUUCACGUCGCGGCAAUAAAGGGAAACGGCAAGAAAGGGAAAGCCAGUGGCUCCGGGCUGGCUGGCUCGAAAAGGGAGGAGAUCCCGAUGCCGACUUCUUGGCUGGCAGGGUCGAGGAUGGAAACCUCAGCCGGAUUUGGAAAUGCUCGCUGGCAAACCAAGAUGGAAGGCGGAGGGAAUUUCUAAACCUCUGUUUUUUUCUUAUUAUUUUUUUCGCCGGGCAUUACAGUUUUAGAGAUAUAAAGGUAGAGAGGGAGAGGGAGAGGAACGGAGGUGAGAUCCCAUUGCAUUUCGAUCCAUCUCCAUUUCCGGCCCUGGCCUAAUGGUUUCGUCGGCGACGAAGAACGACAAGGAGAAGUCGCUCGACGACUGGCUCCCGAUCACAUCGGACCGGAAUGCGAAAUGGUGGUACUCUGCCUUUCACAAUGUCACGGCGAUGGUCGGCGCCGGCGUUCUCAGCUUGCCAUAUGCCAUGGCACAUCUUGGAUGGGGCCCUGGUGUGGUUGUGCUUGUUUUGUCAUGGGUCAUAACCUUGUACACCCUCUGGCAAAUGGUGGAGAUGCAUGAGAUGGUGCCUGGGAAACGAUUCGAUCGGUACCAUGAGCUUGGGCAGCAUGCAUUUGGAGAGAAACUUGGCCUCUGGAUUGUGGUUCCCCAGCAGCUGGUGGUGGAGGUCGGCACUUGCAUCGUUUACAUGGUCACCGGUGGAAAAUCCCUGGAGAAAUUCCAUAAUGUUGUAUGCCCUGGCUGCAAAUCCAUCAAGCUAAGCUAUUUCAUUAUGAUCUUUGCCUCCGUGCACUUUGUUCUCUCUCAGCUUCCCAACUUCAACUCCAUCUCGGGUGUCUCCUUGGCCGCUGCUGUCAUGUCCCUCAGUUACUCCACCAUUGCUUGGGGAGUUGCUGCUGAUAAGGGUCAGCAAGAAGGGGUGGACUAUGGCUACAAAGCUUCAAACACGUCAGGAGUUGUCUUUAACUUCUUUAGUGCUUUGGGAGAUGUUGCUUUUGCCUUUGCAGGGCACAACGUUGUGUUGGAGAUACAAGCAACCAUUCCUUCUACGCCUGAGAAGCCUUCGAAGAAACCCAUGUGGAAGGGUGUUAUUGUUGCUUAUAUUGUAGUUGCCCUCUGCUACUUCCCUGUUGCUUUGAUCGGAUACUGGUCUUUUGGCAACGCAGUCGACGACAACAUUCUCAUUACACUGGAGAGGCCGAGGUGGCUGAUUGCAGCUGCGAACAUGUUUGUUGUGAUUCAUGUUAUCGGAGGCUAUCAGAUUUAUGCCAUGCCUGUGUUUGACAUGAUAGAAACGGUGCUCGUGAAGAAACUUCAUUUCUCCCCUGGCAUUGCUCUGCGUUUGAUUGCUCGAAGUCUGUUUGUUGUUCUUACAAUGUUCAUUGGUAUAUGCAUCCCUUUCUUUGGUGGGUUACUUGGAUUCUUUGGAGGCUUUGCAUUGGCUCCGACAACUUACUAUCUUCCAUGCAUCAUGUGGCUGGCCAUCUACAAGCCUAGAAGGUUCAGCUUAUCUUGGAUCACAAACUGGAUCUGCAUUAUUCUUGGAGUCAUGUUGAUGAUUUUAGCACCAAUUGGAGGACUAAGGACCAUCAUACUUAAUGCCAAGAAUUACCGGUUCUUCUCAUGACCUUGCUGAUCAAAAAUAUCAGUUUGUCAUGUAAAUGGGAUCGCUGAAGUUGGAUGAUAGUGUCGACAUGCUGAAAUGAACUUUAUACUCAUAUUGCAGAGAGUCUGGUAAUCUAUUUGUUCAGAGAAAAUCUUGUCUGCAUGAGGCCAAGGGUGGAGGAUUUCCCAGUGACAACCUCAAUUAUACAUAUAUUGUCAUCUUCAUUCUCUUGUUCAAAUUAUUCUCUGUGCCGAAUUUGCUAACAUUUCAAUGUACACGCUAAUAAAUAUUAAGUUCGUGCGCUUUUCGAUCUUUUUCUGUUAAA